UCCCUCCGCCGCUUUUUUAUCUUUUUCUGCAGACCUGUUCGAAUUAAUUAGAACUGCAAAAGAUUCAACUUUACACAAAUAAAAAAAGUCCUCUUUCUAAUUUCCUAUCACCUUCUCUCCAUUAGCCCGCUUCAACGUCGUGAUCUACGCGUGACAGAGAGAAGGACCUCUCUCUGAAACUUUCAAUCUCGGGGCUUGCUGUUUCGAUCUUGCUCUUGUUUUGGCAAAGUUGGGGGAGUUUUACUUCAUCAGUUCCCAACUGUUUUGGUUCUUGGAGAGAUUACCCAUCUGGUACCAUAAUUGUAUCACAGUUCAGAGCUCGGCAUCAGCUUUUAUAUAUUAAUCAGUCUCAUUAGCUUCGUAUUGCUAUCGGCAUGUCCAAAAUGACUUCGUCUAAGGUUUAUACGCAACGCUCAGGUGAACCUAGUCUUUCUAGAUCCAACCCUUUUGAUUCAGAUUCAGAAACCAAGCUGAAUUCUAAACCUCCAAGGACUUCUUCUGCACCCGUAUUAAGCCAAGGAAAUCAAGGAAAUUGGGUUCCAUCGUCUUCUUAUUCUGCUGCUAGAAACAAGUAUAAGAAUGAUUUCCGUGACUCCGGGGGUUUGGAGAAUCAAUCAGUCCAAGAACUAGAAGGCUAUGCUGUAUAUAAGGCCGAUGAGACUACACAGAAGGUAAAUGGUUGCUUGAGAAUUGCUGAAGAAAUUAGAGAGGAUGCGUCUAGGACUCUUGUUAACUUGCAUCAGCAGGGAGAGCAAAUCACACGCACGCAUGUCACAGCUGCCAAUAUUGAUCAGGACCUUAGUAGGGGGGAGAAGCUUUUGGGAAGUCUUGGUGGACUCUUUUCAAAGACAUGGAAGCCUAAGAAAACUCGAGAGAUAAAAGGACCACUUUUAACUAGAGAUGAUUCUUAUAUAAGGAGGGAUAACCACAUGGAGCAGAGACAAAGGUUAGGUUUAUCUUCAAGUCCUACCAAGUCGAGAUCAAAUCCUCGACAGUAUCCUUCUGAAUCUUCAUCCGCACUAGACAAAGUUCAGGUAGAAAAGGCAAAACAAGAUGAUGCACUCUCAGAUCUGAGCAAUCUGUUGGGAGAUUUGAAGAACAUGGCUGUUGACAUGGGCUCUGAGAUUGAGAGGCAGAACAAGGCUCUGGACCAUUUGGAUGAUGAUGUAGGGGAGUUAAAUUUCAGAGUGAGGGGAGCAAACAUUCGAGGUCGUCGCUUGCUUGGAAAGUGAACUUUCAACAUUGAUAGAAGAGGAUGAUUUUAUUAAAUUCUUUCCUAAACUAUUUGACCAUUAUCAGGUCAUGUAUUUCAAGUUUCACGUCAUUUGCUUCAAUUGAAUAAUAUCAUCACCUCUUGUAUUGAAAUUCGAAAUACAGUAAACUUGACUAUAUCUGUUGUAUUCUUGCCU
Asparagus officinalis (garden asparagus) is the source of this 1409-nucleotide messenger RNA. Its product is annotated as SNAP25 homologous protein SNAP33-like. Gene Ontology annotation, molecular function: SNAP receptor activity. NCBI's taxonomy places the organism in Eukaryota, Viridiplantae, Streptophyta, Magnoliopsida, Asparagales, Asparagaceae. The record is from RefSeq and is a predicted model, not a curated record. The transcript is spliced from 7 exons. The coding region runs from base 375 to 1232 and encodes 285 amino acids. Gene Ontology annotation, cellular component: SNARE complex; plasma membrane.